AUGAUGUUCUCUACAUUCCAGGUAAGUAUCUCAGGGAUGGACCCUGCAGCGGAGUAUGUGCUGCUCAUGGACUUCAUCCCUGUGGAUGACAAGAGCUCCAGAUAUGUAUUCCACAGCUCCUCGUGUCUGGUGGCAGGCAGGGCCGACGUGGCGCCCCCGGGGAGGAUGGACUUCCACUCAGACUUCCAGUGGAUGAAACAGAUGGUCUCCUUCGACACACUCAAACUGACCAACGACCUGCUGGAUGACAAUGGACAUGAGGUGGUCAGUGCCAGGCCCAUGCCUCACUCUCUGCCCACCUCUGGCAGCCAUGAGUUUGGCAGUACGUCAGGAGAGCAGUGA
This is a messenger RNA of Oncorhynchus kisutch (coho salmon), 342 nucleotides long. Its product is annotated as T-box transcription factor TBX1-like. The transcript is spliced from 3 exons. The coding region runs from base 1 to 342 and encodes 113 amino acids. The record is from RefSeq and is a predicted model, not a curated record. Gene Ontology annotation, biological process: regulation of transcription by RNA polymerase II; cell fate specification; positive regulation of DNA-templated transcription. NCBI's taxonomy places the organism in Eukaryota, Metazoa, Chordata, Actinopteri, Salmoniformes, Salmonidae. Gene Ontology annotation, cellular component: chromatin; nucleus. Gene Ontology annotation, molecular function: RNA polymerase II cis-regulatory region sequence-specific DNA binding; DNA-binding transcription factor activity, RNA polymerase II-specific.